Messenger RNA from Schistocerca americana (American grasshopper), 2617 nucleotides. Its product is annotated as hemicentin-2-like. The record is from RefSeq and is a predicted model, not a curated record. The transcript is spliced from 11 exons. Bases 650 to 2617 code for a protein of 655 amino acids. Lineage: Eukaryota; Metazoa; Arthropoda; Insecta; Orthoptera; Acrididae.
UCUCCGGUGCUCCAGUGGUACGUCGGUCGCCUCCUAGCACGGUGGCGACGGGUAGUGUGUGUGUCCGACGGACGGAGGUGGUGUGUGUGCUCUCCUGAAGUGAGGCGGCAGUGGGGUAGGGACGGUGAGGACACGAAGCGGUCAGCGGCACUGUUGUCGUUCGCGCUGUUGGUGAACGACGACGUGUAGGAGGAGGAGGCGGCGGUGGUGCUGUCGGAGGUGGUGGUGGGUUGUGACAGUGUGGUCGCGCCCGCGGUGAGGCUAUUUCGGAAAUAGCGCAGCGCUCGCCGCCGAGGCAGCGAGAGAGAGAGAGCGAGAGAGAGAGAGAGAGGGAGAGAGAAAGAGAGGGAGAUAGAGAGGGAGAGAGAGUGGGAGUCCUCUGAGUCAGGGCGCGCGUCGUCAGUCUGUCGACGGUUCGCGCGGCUGUAAGGCGGUCUCGUCCGCCGCGACGCGAUACGGGGGUACUAUCGCUCGCCUUCGUCCGGGCGAACGUGACGCGAUAAACUAUUCCCAGCGACCGGCCGGCCCGUCCGCGGCGCGCGAUACGGCCGGCUGUGUGCGGUGAUCGGCGAAGGGGGCGAGCGAUCGACGCCGCCGCCGUGUCUUCACGAAUGCCUGACAGGACUGCGCGCGAGGCGGCUCCACCGCGAUGUCGCAUCGGCCUCCGCGCUGCUGCCUGCUCCGCCUCUGCUGCUGCGGCUGGCGCCGGUGGAGGCUGCCGGUCAGUGAGCGCCGCGAGGCCGGCGUCGCAGAAGAAGGACGCAGAGGACGAAGAGGAGGGACGGGGCUGCCGGCGGCCACGGGCGUCGCCGACGCCGCCUGCGCGCUGCUGCUCUUCCUUCUCGUCGCCGUCGUCCAGUCCGCUACUUCGGACGAUGUGCAGGACUUCCAGAAGAUCCUGCCGGCGGAGGUGGUGUGGGCGGUGAGUGGAGAAGACGCAGAGCUGCCCUGCAACAUCACUCCUCCGUAUCCAGAUGACCGCGUCAACAUGGUACUCUGGUUCAAGGAUUCGUCCGUCCCUCUUUAUAGCCUCGACGCCCGUGGGUCCAGCCUGGAGGAGGCGGUGCACUCGGCCACCACGGACGACCUGGGGGCGCGGGCCAACUUCCAGGCGCUGUCCAGGCUGCCCGGGCGGCGGGCGGUGCUGCGCGUGCAGAACGUCAGCGUGGCGGACGAGGGCGUCUUCCGCUGCCGCAUCGACUUCCGGAACUCGCCCACCGUCAACUUCCGGAUCAACCUCACCAUCGUCGUGCCACCUUCGCCGCCUGCCAUCUUCGACUCCAACGACCGAGAAGUGAGUGCCAUUGCAGGGCCAUUUCUCGAGGGUUACGAUCUCUUCCUUGCCUGCAAGGUCCGUGGAGGCCGGCCCCGGCCAGAGGUGACGUGGUGGCAGGGCGGGCUUCUGCGCGACGCCUCCAUCGACCUGGUGACGGACGCGGUGACCGUCAACCGGUGGUUCGUGUCGAGCGUGCCGCGCUCGCUGUGGAACAGCCACGUCGAGUGCCGCGCCGCCUCCUCCAGCCUCAUGCGGCCGCUCGUCAAGAGGGUCCACCUGGACGUCUACCUGAAGCCGCAAGGAGUCCGCCUGACGUCCCAAGAGAUGCUGCUGUCCGCCGGCAAGCCGUACACCAUGCAGUGCGAGACCUGGGGGUCGGUGCCGCCAGCCAGGGUCACGUGGAUGCUGGACGGCGAGCAGCUGCGCAGCCCCCAGAUGCAGGUGGAACACCUGGGGAAUGUGACUGUGAGCCGGCUGGUGCUGCGGCCCCGGGUUCACGACCAGCAGAAGGAGCUGGCCUGCCGCGUGGAGAACCCAUACUUCCCGGGUGGGAUACUGGAGGACCGCCGACGCCUCUUCAUUGCCUACGCGCCAGCUGUCUCGGUGAGGCUGGACUCCGACACGGGGCAGACGAUUUUCAAAGAGGGGGACAACGUGAGGCUGACGUGCGAGGUGAACUCAAACCCGCAGCCGGACACCGUCAGCUGGUUCCACGAGGACCGCCUGCUGCGCAACGACAGUUCGUUCAGCGUGGUGACGUCGCUGAGGACGCUGCUGCUGCUGGGGGUGACGCGCGCCUCCAACGGCGACUACUCGUGCGCCGCCGCCAACUCCGAGGGAGAGACGCGAAGCGCUCCGCUCAGGCUCAGGGUCCAGUACGCGCCGCGGUGCCGGCCGGGCCACGAGGAGGCGCGCGUCGGCGCCGUGCGCCACGAGGCGGUGUCGGCGCUGUGCGAGGUGGACGCCGACCCCGGCGGCGAGGCGGUGCGCUUCAGCUGGACGCUGCAGCGCGGCCGCGACGUGCUGCCUCUGCCCGCCUCCCGCGCCGCGGCGCGCGGCGCCGCCUCCGAGCUGCGCUACACUCCCGCCGCCGAGACCGACUUCGGCACGCUCGCCUGCUGGGCCUCCAACAGCGUCGGCCGCCAGGACCGGCCCUGCCUCUUCCACAUCGUCCACGGUCGUAAGUACACGCAUCCAACUUGUGUUUCCUCACUUUUACGUCUACAUCUGAACUACCUAAGCCACCGAGAACUGUAUGGCCGAGGUUCCACGCACCCGCCCGAGGGCUCGUGGCUGGACACGGGCGUAGCAUACAUCGACCUCGUCUCCUGGUGUGCUUAG